Molecule: messenger RNA, 1417 nt
Organism: Portunus trituberculatus (swimming crab)
Lineage: Eukaryota; Metazoa; Arthropoda; Malacostraca; Decapoda; Portunidae
Product: nucleolin-like
Exons: 6
Coding region: 302-1378 (358 amino acids)
Source: RefSeq, a predicted model, not a curated record
AGUUCACACAAAGGUGGAGCCGUUGGAAAGGCUGCCGACACUGACUGGGCUGAAUGUCAACAAACCCACGUUGACGCUUUCACCCACUCCCUCUCUCCUUCAAAACGUACUGUAGGCGGCCCCAGCAAGCAGUGAAUAGAGAUGAGUGUAUCCUGGGUGAUCUGACAGCAGACAGAAGCAUAAAGACAAACACUAAGAACAAGAAAAAAAAGUUUGUCAAAGAGUAAAAGAUAAAACUGCUUUCAAGUGACAAUCAAAGAGUAAAGAUAAAAAAAAGCACAGAAUAUCAAAAGCCAUAGACAUGAAAAAUCAAACUAAAUCUUUAGAUAACAAAAAUAUUGAGAAAACCAAAAAGAUGAAAAGCAAAGACACUCAAAAACCAAAAUCUAGAAAGGAAUGCAUUUCAGAAGACACGAACACACCAAAAGAAAAAGGCUACACAGACGAUGGCUUUAAAAUUGUUUCGUUCGUCCCAGAAGAUGACUCUGAUGUGUCUGAUGCAUUUGAGAGUUGCAGUGAGGAGGAGGAAGAGGAUGAGGAUGCCACAACACUCACACCUCAUCACAGAAAGGAAGAUGGUGCACCCUCAGCCAAAAAGUCUAAGAGAACACAAGAUGGUUUUAAGAUAGUGACAGACAUCCCACCAGAUGAUAGUGACGUUAGUGAUGCAUUUGAGGAUGAUGAUGAUGAUGAUGAUGAUGUGGACACGUCAGCAUCGUGUCACCAGCAGAAGAAUGUGGCAAAACCGAUACUUCAGAUCAUGAGUGACUUUGGUAUUGACAGCAGGGCCUUGACAGACAGGAGAGACAACACACCAAAGCACCCUCUCGUCAAGCUGUCAAAGAAACAAAAGAAAAUGAGAAACAUCCAGGCCAACACAGUGACCCAGGCAGGAAAGGUGAAGAAGCAGAAUGAAGUGCAGAUAAUUGACUAUGCAACCAAAAGGGGUGUGAACAAGGACAGGAAACCAAAACCUAAGGAAGAAGAACAGGAAGACGAUGACCAAUCACUAACAAAGGAGACUUUGGACGAGAAGCAGCUGAAGCGGGUGAGGUAUGACGUGUUCAGGCUGGGUAUGAGUGGCUUUCACAAGGAGAAGAAGGAGGAUACCAGAGUGGCCCUUGCUAUCAAAUUAGGAGCAAAACCACCCAAGAAAAAGGCUAUCAACUACAAGAAGUUCCAGGAAAUGAAGAAAGAAGAGAAGAAAAAAGAGGCUGAAGAGAGACAGAUGAAGCUCAAACUUGGAGUAAAGGUCCCCAAGCCAUUCAAGAAGAAGGACAAGCCAGUAGUGAAGGCGGCUGCUUCACAGAUUGGACGAUACAAGCAUGGAGUUCAGGUCAUCUCAAAGAGAGAUAUAUCCAAGAUCAGUAAAUCUUGAUAACCAGAUGAUAUUAGAAAUUAAAGGUUAGAUCUAGUG